Molecule: messenger RNA, 1173 nt
Organism: Colletotrichum chrysophilum
Lineage: Eukaryota; Fungi; Ascomycota; Sordariomycetes; Glomerellales; Glomerellaceae
Exons: 1
Coding region: 1-1173 (390 amino acids)
Source: RefSeq, a predicted model, not a curated record
AUGUCCCCUCACGCGCCCGACACUUCGACGACCUCGACCAGCAUAGCCUUCGCCGACGAAGACGAGCCCUUUACCCCGAGACCUCUCAUCCACGAUCUCCUGCGAACCCGCUACUGCAUCCCUGGCUCCGUCUUUCUUGUCGAGCAAAUUGAGUCGCUUCCUGUCGCCCGUUCGACACGCUGGAGAGCCGUGAGACUGUUACUCGGGGAUGGCGAACUGUGCAUACAGGCGCUCCUGCGUGGAGAGGUGCAUCGGUUCUUGGAUACGGGAGCUGUGAGGGUCGGGUGCUACGUCCGGCUGGGCGAGGUGACGGUUCAUUUCCAGGACGUCGCUACUGAGGACGAGGGCAACGGGAAGACAAGGCAGAUGGUGUACCUCAUUGUCGAAGAUCUUGUCACCGUUGGAUGGCAUCGCGCACUCACCGAGCCUGACGCAAAGCCAUUGAGGCCUGAAGCGCAUUCACCAGAGGAGGACAUCAUUUCCGACAGCGACUUGGACAUUGAAGAUUUCGAACCACCGACAACACCGACCAAGGCUCACCAAGCUCCAAAUACUCCAGCCCCGAGGCAACUCCCACGCCCUACUCCGAAGCCAGCUCCCAGAAUGGUUCGCGAGACCGACGAGGAGGACGACGACGCUGAAGAUGGGUUCGAGGUUAUGCGGGUAUCAGAGACGAAGGCAACACAACGCCGAGCUCAAGCAAGAAGCAUGGGAGGACCGGUUGCCCUCCCACGUGACUGGACCGAUCCGAGCGUCCCGUUGAAGUUGACGAACCUCAAAUCCAUACCAAACCUGCCCUUCAAGCAGAAUUGGUCCGUCAAUGUCCUCGCCGUCGUCGCCUCGCUUUCCGAUGUCGAACCUUCACACAUGCCGCCGCAUACUCAAAGAACCGCACGAUUAGUCGACCCGAGCACUAGCAAGCAGGUCAUCUUGACCGUGUUUCUGGACGCGGAAAACUUUUGUCCUAACGUUGGUAACGUGGUGCUGCUAGUCGGGGUCAAGAACCACCGGUUCGACGGGGGUUGCUUGAAGAAGUAUGUCAGCGACCGGCCUAUGCCCGGCAAUAGGUGGUGGUUCGAGGAGCCUCGACAAUUCGGCUGGUGCGACGUGGACGGCCUGAAGGCAUGGUGGGAGCAAAAGCAGUUGCAAGGGGCCGGCUUGGACGGCACAUGA